Camelina sativa (false flax) is the source of this 885-nucleotide messenger RNA. RefSeq names its product FAS1 domain-containing protein SELMODRAFT_448915-like. The record is from RefSeq and is a predicted model, not a curated record. NCBI's taxonomy places the organism in Eukaryota, Viridiplantae, Streptophyta, Magnoliopsida, Brassicales, Brassicaceae.
UAAUCGCAUAACCAAACUGGGAAACCGGUUUACUCCACAAUGAUUAAACCAGAGAGGUAUAUACAUAACGAUAAAAAAAAAACUGAGUACUUCUUACUUCAUUGUGUGAAAGAAUCAUAACGAUCGAACUCAAAAAGAUUCUCUCUCUUUCUGUUACAACGUCGCCGCCGUUUUGAUUCUCCGAUGGCCACCUCAAGCCAUCUCCUUCUCCUCUUUCUCAUCACCGCCAUCGUCUCAUCCUUCACCUCCGCCGCUUCUCCUCCGUAUCUCACGUCGCAAGAUCACCAACACGCCGACAGAAUCAUCGAAGCAAUGAUCGGAGCCGGGGAUUUCCGUGGCUGGGCUGCCGAUUUCCUCUCCGCCGUCGACGACCAGUUCGGUAUCCCUCUCUCCGCCACCAUUUUCAUCCCAAGCGACUUUGACUCCGCCGACGUCUCCUCCAACGGCGACAAUGCUACUCCACGUCGUCUCUCCGUCGCUUAUCACAUCGUACCUCAACGUCUCUCCUUCACCGACCUCCAAAUCUUGAAACCAGUCUCUCGUCUCCCGACUCUUCUCCCCGGAAACUCGAUCGUCGUCACUAACAACUCUGUUUCCGGUUAUACUCUCGACGGCGUUCUUGUCUCUGAACCGGAUCUUUUCAUCUCUUCUUCUGUUGCUAUUCACGGUGUUGCCUCGACGCUUGAUUUCUCACGUUAUGGCGGUUUUGGUGAAGAUGAUGAUACUACUUUUGCUGAUAGUCUCCGCCGUCGUGGUGGUGGUGGUCACGGCGACCUUGGUAACGGCGAUACCAAUCUAAGUCUAACCACCUCUGCUUCGUUGUUCACUGGACAUUACUCUGUUGGCUCGUUCUUGCUUCCAUUGGCGGCUCUGACUUGGUUCUGA